AUGGUUCUUGUGACAGCUGAAAAACAAGAAAAAACAAUUGAUGCUCAUAGUUUUCAAGAAUGCAUCAUGAUGGAAAAACAACGUACACAAUGCAGAAUGAAAUGGAUCAUUGGCAUACAAAUCUGCAUUAUCAUAUUUGUUUUACUUCUUGCUGGGCUAUUUCACAUGAUUUGCUAUCGCCAUAUGAAGAUAGAGCAACAUUUUACUACCAAUAUUGCAAACAUUAGUAAAUGUACCCCGGAGCAAAACGUUAGUAAACCUACGCCGAAGCAAAACAUUGUAAGUCUUUAUGCAUUCGAUCCUCUAGCACGUAAAUUUUGCUUCGUCGAUGGAGAAUAUGGCGGUGUUAUUUUAAAUUGGACUGUUUAUAAUCGACGAAGUGAUAUUGAUUUUAAUGCUCAUAAUAAAGACAAUUUUACCGUCGGUAUAGAAGGUAGAAUGGUUGGCACGAUUAUCGAUUUAGGUUCAAGUGAAGAUCUUCAACGGCGAUAUCAAUAUCGAGAAACAGUUGGAAAUGGACAAGGAUUUGCAUCGAUACAUCGACAAAAUACGACAUUGCUCAUUCGAAAGGGUGCUCAAUACACGGAAAAUGCUUUUCAACCGAUGAUGGAAUCUGAUGAAUUUUUUCAACACGAAAAAUCAGGAGCAACAGUAACUGUUAAACUUGGUCAUAUUUAUGUUCUUCGAAUAACAGAUCGUUUUACGCCGACUUUUGAGCUAAUUGUCAAAAUGCUAGUUAUUGCCUUUGAACCGAAUGUAUCAGUUACUAUCCGAUGGGAAGUUCUACCAUAA
Molecule: messenger RNA, 792 nt
Organism: Adineta ricciae
Lineage: Eukaryota; Metazoa; Rotifera; Eurotatoria; Adinetida; Adinetidae
Source: the annotation of a GenBank genome assembly